GUCCCACAUACGCACGACGAGACCGCAGCGGAAACCCAUGCGGUAACGAUGGACGCGACCUCGCCGGGAGGAUGCCCCUCACCAUCCAAGCGCUGGCGCCGCGCGGUGGCGCGGGUCUGCGCACAGAAGGCGGUUCUGCACGCCUUGGAACCUGAGCCUGCCUGGAGAGAGUGGCGGCCAUAUGUGGCGCUGUUGGUGAGUGGCUUCUUCUUCUCGCCCAUCUCCCAGGCGAUCCUCGUGACGAGCGUGGACGUGAGCCGGGCUGGGCCAGGAACGAACGCUUGGCGCAGGGCCGGCUUGCGUGCCUACUGGUGGUGGCCUUUGUUGUGGUGGAGGGGCUUGAAGGAGGUCCUUGCAAGUGCCUUGAGCCUCCGAACUCUUCCACGUUACUUAACGAGCUCCGCGCUCUUUGCGGUGCACGACGCAGUGACCCGCGGUCGCACCCACUGGGUGGAACAAGCCACGGAUGUGGGCGCGGCCAGACCCAAGCAGCCGUUCUGGCGCUGCUUCUUCGUUGAGACCUGUUGCGGCUUGCUGGGGGCGCAGCUCUCCUUGGAGUACAUGCGGGGCUCCCUCUCCUCCUUCCUCGACGGAGGCUCCUCGGCACCGAGUUGGGUCGUGAUAUGAACAGCUUGGCAGCAUCCUCAACCACAUCUUCAAAGAGUAUUGCAAGCCGAUGCGCACGCAAGGUGCACCACCAUAGUAUGCUUGGAAACUUUGCCUUGUUGUCCUAAGCCCAUUCUACUUGUACCAUGUUUGCAUCGUCAACGUUGCUAGUUUUCUGUUUCACAAAGUGAUCAGACAAAGUAUUCGAUGAAGUAAUUGAAAUCAACCCAGGAUCCAUGUCGUGUUUGGACAUUGAUGUUUGCAAGCAAUGAAGUUCCAAUGAUUGAAGAUAUUGAAAGCAUGGGUCACAAACCAAAGUGUGACUUCAGCGCACAAGUGUGACUUCGAACGCCGAUGUCAAAGUCAGAGUCUUUGAUGAACCCAAGUUCUGAAUCCCGAUUGCCGACGCCGAUUUGUCACGCCAGCUUCUUCUUCUUCUUCUUCUUAGAGCCUUUCGAAUGGCUCUUCUUCGCCUUUGCCUGCUGCUGUACAGCUUGCUUAGUGAGCACAGUCUCCUUGCAAACCGUCACAGGCGCCACUGUUGCGAUGUGAAGAGGAUUCGACGCUGCGUCGGCAGUUACGGGUAGUUAGUUUGGGUUCCCACUCGGCCAGCAAGGAGAAGUCAGUCGGACCGGCAGCGAUGUGGGAACUUGGGUUUUUAGGCAUCCGUUUGAACCACUGAUGAUCAAAAAAUAGAGCCCUAUACCUGUCUACCUUUGUCAUGGAUGCUUCAGGAUAUGAAAAACGCGGGAGACAUUCGACUCACCUGUUCCGCCCAGGUCUUCCGUUGCCCCUCCAUGCUGGGACUGGGCGCCUGUGCGGCGGCGGCCCGCUCGGUGGUGGUUUCGACCGGCGGCCGGCGGCCGGGCUUGCAGUCCAUUUGCAGCUGGCUGGAGUUCUUCCUAGAGGUCGCAGCGGAGCGCCAGGGCGCCCUACACCUAGGCUAUCAUUGCCCCUUGGGCUCCUACCUGGGUGUGGUUCUCUGGGGAAUCCUGAACUUCCUCCCUUGGGGCCUCAUGGUGAUCCCCUGCAAGCGGCUGGUGGAACACAUCUUUGGGCCGGACCCCAUCGUCGCGCAGAAGGCGGCGUUGUGUCGAGUGUCAAGAGACUUGAUGCAGUCCGAGCGCGGCCGUUCUGAAUUGGCUGAAGCGCCCCAGCGUGCCCAUGAGUUCUUUGCCAGCAUGGAGAUCUCCUCUCUCUGGUGGAGGGUCCGAGCGAUUCGAGGCACACACCAGCUCCUGCGACGGCUGCAACUGCCCAUGCGCGAAGCGCUGGCAGAGCCGCCGUGCUCCGGUUGGGAUGCUGCCCAAGACCAAUUGGACGAAUUGCUGCUGCAAUUGGCGGCACGCCGGGGUGAGGAUUUGAAAGCGCUCCUUCAAGAGGAGGACGGCACAGUGAACGAGCAAUGCGUGGUCCAAGUCUUCGACUCCGCCACCGCGCUGGUGACCGUGCGUCGCAACGACAUGGUCCGUUCCGCGCUCACGCAAAUUGCGGAGCGUUCGGUUGAUGACCUGUUGCUGGGCAUCACUGCUUUGCACUUCCCUGGGCUACAGGAGACAGAGCUCACCAAUAUGCUGGGCCUUCGGGUCCAGUUCAUGGGUGAGGAUGCGGUGGAUAUGGGUGGCGUGCGCAAGGAGUUUAUGGAUUGCUUCGCGGAAGCUUUGACCAAGGAGGAGGGUGGCUCGCCUUUGUCGCUGGUGGAGCCCUUGAACCUCUUAGGUUUAGGUGCGGAUAGCACCUGGCGGCCUUUGGCCUGUGAUGAGGACGAGCGAGGCUAUCUCUGGGCUUUGGGGAGGCUCUUGGCCUUAGCCUUCCUUUACCGUUGCCCGUGUCCGAUCCAGCUCUCCCUGUUGGUCUUCAAGUGCAUCUUAGGCGUCCCUCUUCGCCCCGGCGAUGUGCGACAGCUUGAUGUGGACUUCUGGAACCACCGUGUGAGGCCGAUCCUGAAGCCCGGUGGUGUGGAGGAGAGACAAACGUCGCUCAAACACUGGGGUAUGGAUCCUUUGACCUUCACCAGCGCCGAUGGCCGGGAGCUGAUGCCCGAUGGCCACACGACCUUGGUCACCGAGCAGAACAAAGAGGACUAUGCUCAGCUGCUGUGCGAAGACUUCUUGAUCGGCUCCAUCCGCCCGGAGAUCAGCUGCCUGAUGUUGGGCUUUCACGAGUUGGUUCCUGAGGAUUUGUUGUCUGCAAGCUCCUUAGAUGCGGAGCAGCUGCGAAUGCUCAUUUGCGGUACCAACGAGUUGGACGUCGAUGAAUGGGAAGAAAACGCCAUCACUGAGGGCUCCCCAGAGGUCGUUGGCUGGUUCUUCGAUUGGCUCCGCAAGCAGUCGGCCUUGGCACGUUCCAAGAUGUUGGCCUUCGUGACGGGUUCCAGUGUGCUUCCAUGCGGCUGGCAGGGCUUGCGCGAUCCACAAGGACGAUACUUGCCCUUCCGCGUCCAAGUGGAGGGGAAUCCCAGUGCGCUUCCUUCGGCACACACCUGCACCAAUUUGCUGGUGCUGCCGCCCGUGGGCGAACGCUUCCAGUUGGAGUCAAAGCUCGCGAAGGUCCUGGAGUUUGCGGGCAGGGAGAUGUUGCUGGCCUGACCAAGACCGGUCGAUUGACAACGUUUGACUUGCUCAAACACUCUGGGCUUCAACCAGCGUUUCUCAGAGGAUUUUCUCAAAGAAACGCGCGGCCUGAGGCCGCCGCCGGGAUGGAUAAAUCGCGAGUCCGGCCGCAAUGGAGAGGUGAGUUCCACCCCAAAAUGGUGAGCCGGAGCGGUCUCCGAAAGUGGGACCCCAUGGGAUGCCGCACAGAUGCUCAGGUGGAUUGAAGGUUGAAGGUGCUAGGACUGCUAGGAUGUACUAGGCCACCAUAGGCCACCCAGGCUGAGAUGUUCGGUGAAAGAGAGG
This is a messenger RNA of Durusdinium trenchii, 3503 nucleotides long. The record is from the annotation of a GenBank genome assembly. NCBI's taxonomy places the organism in Eukaryota, Dinophyceae, Suessiales, Symbiodiniaceae.